Penicillium pulvis is the source of this 4242-nucleotide messenger RNA. RefSeq names its product chromatin-binding protein RAD9. The coding region runs from base 1 to 4242 and encodes 1413 amino acids. Gene Ontology annotation, cellular component: nucleus. The transcript is spliced from 2 exons. NCBI's taxonomy places the organism in Eukaryota, Fungi, Ascomycota, Eurotiomycetes, Eurotiales, Aspergillaceae. The record is from RefSeq and is a predicted model, not a curated record. Gene Ontology annotation, molecular function: histone binding. Gene Ontology annotation, biological process: positive regulation of transcription by RNA polymerase II; DNA damage checkpoint signaling.
AUGGAGGAAGGGAUGGAGACCCAGGACAGUAUCGAUAUUGCCCAUCUGCAACGCGUCGCGUUGGGACUUGAGCACGAACAAUUUCAGCCAAAUAUUUCCGGACAAGCGAAAAUUGGCAGCCCCUCGCAAACACAGUCGAUCCAUUUAAAUAAAAUCACAAAUCGCUCCUAUAGUGACCGCUCCCCGACGGCUUCCCGACAAUUAUCUUCAACUCCAUCGAACCCUACCAGCUCCUCCCAGAAGCGAAAUCCUCCUCCUUCGUCCCACCGACACUAUGAAACAGACCUCAUGAAGCCCCCCAGUCAGCCGAAUAAGUCCACGCCGGUCUCUGAGCCAGCACCCGCAGCUAUGGACCCCGCGGACGUCACCCCGAGCGACACCCAAGUUGUCUCGCAAUCGAUCUACGAUAGCAUCAUUCAACGAAAUGGGGAGUCUAUGUAUGGAGGAGUGUCCGACAACGGUGCUGAUGGCGCCACUCUUAUGACGUUGCACGAGGGCGACAGUGGUCAUAUCGAUCUUCUCGCUGAAUUCGAUACUGCACGCCACGAAGCCGACCUUUCCCCAAUUCCAGAUGAAGAAAGCAACUAUGACCUGUCCGAAUCUUCUCCGAUGGCUUACCAGCCCGAGUUCUUUCCAGAGUCCCAGCGCUUCUUAGCCAUGACCCCUGGGACUACGAUUAAAAAACCCCACACACCAGGCACGUCGAUGGAGACGCCUACCCUAUCGAGGAAUCCUCUUGCCGGAGAUAUAGAAUCGAGCGGGGGGCUCAUGGGCUUAAGUCAGCUCUUUAAGGCAACCCAGGCGCCAUCAUCUCCCCUGGUUCACGGCCAACAACCAGAACUUGUGUCUGACCGUCCGUCGCCGAAUAUACCCAUUCAGCGUCCCCGGAUCGCCAACAAUGUUUCCUCGCCGCUGGUUCAUUUUGCGAGAGAGUCAUCUGAGCCGAAUUUAAACUACAUAUCUAUGAAAGAAUCGCAAUCAAGGCGGGAUAAAUCUCUAGGAGAGCGAUUGACACGGUCUGCGGAUGAUAUGCAUUCGGACGAUCCGCUUGACCAGGAGUUCAACAAGGAAUCCAGCUUCGUCGAAAAUGCACGGCGGAAGAGGCUAUUCGAUGAAGAGACCGCUGCCCAAUUUGCAGCUUUGAAUGCCCCUGCCGGGUCUGAAGAUCGUGCUACUCCCCCGGAGUAUCUAGAUAUGCAUGUCGAUGAAACCGGCGCUGCUGGAAGUGAAGAAGAAACGGAACAGGAGGAUGACAUGGGCCCUCAAGUUCCUCAGUCACAAGAGCUUCCUCACUCUUCGGAAGAGGAUAAGGAAAAUUAUCCCAGUAUGGUAAAUGAAACUGAUAGUGCACACGAUCGUCUCUCACAAGUCCUUGGAAUCGAAAAUGAGCCAUUAUCUCGGGCCGAUGCAAGGCAAGAGCAUGAUGUUGGAAGUACGCAGCUUGGCUCAAUCGAAAUCCAUGAUAGGGAUCUGUCUUCUGGUCGAUCUUCCCAGAUCAUGGUAAAAGACUCUCAACAAUCACCGCAACCAACGCCGAGGCCUAACAACCAUGAGGUCCAAGCCGAGCAGCGGUCAGUUACGCUGCAGCUCGAUCCAAACACCAAUAACAUUAAUAACGCCAAUAUUUCACCUAUCCGACGACGUCUUCAGUCUACGCCCCCUCCUCCACGACCGGAAGAUCGGCGCCAUGCGGAUGCCAACUCUCAACCGCAGGACCGACAGGUCGAGAUGGUCCAAAAUACGUCCUCAAACGAGAAUGCACGCCUCUACUCUAGCAAUCCCCAUGCAUUGCCAAGAACCGGGCCGUUCUCUAACAGUUCACAAGGUGGUCCCGGGAACAAAUCUUCGUCAAUGCCCUCGCGUGUUACUGAAACACCUGUGCACCUUCGCCCAGACCUUGGCGAUAUGGCUAGAUUGACAAGUAUCCCAGAAACAAGUCCUAGCCGCACCCAAUCUAAUGAAUGGGAAGCAGAGUCAAAUGGCGAUGGAGUAAAUAAUGAAGAUGAUGACCUCCCCCCUAUGCUCCCUGCAGGAAGUGUUCAUCGAGUCGGUCAGGUGCGGCACUCGCAAUCCCGAGCCCUCUCUUCGCCAAUCAAGACCCUCAUUUCUCAAGCACAAUCCCAAAUUCUGUCCAGUCCUAGUGGAAGACAACGCCGUGCUUUGACCGAGAUUGCCUCAGACUGUUCUCCGCAGGUUGAUUUCAAGAUCGGGGAUAUUGGCCUGGAUUUCUUUACUGCCGACGAUGAUCAGUACAACUCCUUGGUUAUUGAUGGAUCUCCGACUCGCCCUAGAAAGAGAAGAAGAGGCAACCUCGGUCAAAGCUUUGGCCAGAGCUUCAACACAUCCGACACUGCAGUUCCUGCAACACCUCGUGCACAGCCCCCUAAGACUACCGCGCCCAUUCACGAGAGUCCCGCUCAACAGAUCUCUUCCGCAGCAGUCCAUGAACCUGCGCCUGCCCGCAGGCAGUCCAGACCUGCUGCUCGGGAUGAAAAUGUUUGGGAAAUAGGAGACUCUCCUCAACAACCGAUCAUGCGACGAAGAUCAAGGCACAGUAGAGUGGCUGCUUCUCAAGGUGUGGCAAAGCGGCCUGCACAAGCACAAAAGCCAGAGGUUCAAGAGCCUAUCCAACCCGUUAUCGCUCAAAAGCCUGCAUCAGUCGCAUCUUCUGAACUGACUGAGCUUACCGAUGUUGAUGUCGACUCCGACCGGCCUCUAUCAGACAGCCACACCGCCAACAGCCCUCCUACCACUCCCCGGCCUGCCCGGACAUCUUUUGACAAUACUAUUAUUGCUCCUCAUCAAGUGAUUGCUGUCUGGAUGGGCCAGAAACGAGCAUACUACCCCGCAACCUGCUUUGGAACACCUCUUGGUGUCCCACAAACAAAGUACACCGUGAAAUUUGAAGACAGUCUCCCCGUCGAAGUGUUAAAAGGCUUAGUCAAGAGAUUUGAACUCCGCAUCGGCGAUGCUGUCAAAGUCGAUAUGCAUGGUGUUCCAAAGGUCACACACGUUGUUCGCGGCUUAGAGGGUAAACUCACUAAGGAGGAGCUCUUUCAGGAUGCUGAUAAUGGGUUUUGCCCCCAAACCGAUAUCUACGGCCAUACCACGGUUAUCCUUGGACCCAAACAACGCAAAAGUCUUCCCAAUGGUGGCCUCAAUAACAGUGAGAAUGUGAUCAAGGUACCUAUCGGUCGAAUCUACCUUGAUAUGACUCUGUGGAACCAGUUUAAGGAUCGAGACUUUACCUAUCAUCAACCAGAGCCCGCACCCCAAGCAACUGUCUCUCAUUCACCCGAGAAAUCAUCCCUACCAGCAUCCCCCAACACUCGCUUCUCUCGUUCUAUCCAAUCUGCCAGCGGAAUCUUUGCGAAUAUGGCCUUUGCAGUGUCUUUUACGGAAGAUGACGGAUCUAAAGAUCGUGUUUCACAACUUAUAACGGAUAACGGUGGCUCAAUAUUGCUUGAUGGUUUUACAGAGUUGUUUGAAACCUCGUCAAUCAUUCCCUUUGAGACUCCAACGAAAAGUGACAAGACUCAGUCUGGCAGCCUAGGCUUGCGCCUUACAUCUCUGGCUGAAAAUGUGGGCUUUGCAUGCCUCAUCGCCGACACACAUUCUCGUCGUGAAAAGUACAUGCAAGCUCUGGCACUGGGUCUACCUUGCCUUUCGGGCCGCUGGGUUGAAGAUUGUGUUGCUAAGGGCCGCGUUCUCGACUGGGAUGUUUACCUCUUGCCAGCCGGUGACUCCACUUAUCUAAAUGGUGCCACAAAAUCCCGAAUGAUGGUACCGACACCACCUUGCGACACCCGGUUAUCCGAUACGAUUGCGGCAAGACCUAAAUUACUCGGCGGGAAGUCUGUGCUUAUUGUGACUGGCCGAGGCAAAGCGGAGAAAAAGCGCCGAGCUUAUAUCUUCCUCACCUUUGCGCUUGGUGCUUCCCGCGUGGAGCGCGUACCCGAUCUCGAAACCGCCCGCGCAUUGAUGCAAUCCCAGUCCGAGGCCUCGCUGCCUUGUAGCUGGGACUUGGUUUACGUUGAUGACGCAGAUCAAUCUUCUGCGAAGUCCAUGUUGACUCCGAGACCGAAGACACAGAGAAUCUCUCUGGUCCACGGGAAGAAGCGCAAGCAUUCGGCUGUAUUCACCUUGACGAAUCCCGUUGAUGAUCCAUCGCCCACUGCCCGAGUUGUUGGAAAUGAGUUUGUUUGUCAGAGCUUAAUCUUGGGCAGGUUAUUUGAGGAGUAA